AUGAGAGAACCCACGGCAACCCACGAAAGGGGACUACGUGCUUCUGUAGCAUGGCGUGUGGACGUGUCGAUAUGGGUGCAACGUGGCAAUAAACAACGGCGAAGGGACGCAAAACCAACAGGAAACGAUUCACAGAGGCUUUGGUCGAUGGGCGGGGAGAAAAGUGGGAAGCGAAGGGUUAUCUUUAUGCAAGAGUAA
Molecule: messenger RNA, 198 nt
Organism: Coprinopsis cinerea okayama7#130
Lineage: Eukaryota; Fungi; Basidiomycota; Agaricomycetes; Agaricales; Psathyrellaceae
Exons: 4
Coding region: 1-198 (65 amino acids)
Source: RefSeq, a predicted model, not a curated record